Molecule: messenger RNA, 718 nt
Organism: Bombina bombina (fire-bellied toad)
Lineage: Eukaryota; Metazoa; Chordata; Amphibia; Anura; Bombinatoridae
Product: parvalbumin beta-like
Exons: 5
Coding region: 99-431 (110 amino acids)
Cellular component (GO): nucleus; cytoplasm
Molecular function (GO): calcium ion binding
Source: RefSeq, a predicted model, not a curated record
UAUAUAUAAAAGGGAAUAGUCCCGUGGAGACACUCAGCCAGCUCUCCUCUGCCAGCAGAUACCCGCCCUGCCCAACCAAGAACACAGCUAGCAUAAACAUGUCUAUCACUGACAUUCUCUCCGCCAAGGACAUUGAAGCUGCACUCAGCAGUGUACAAGCUGUAGGAAGUUUCAAAUUCAAGGAGUUCUUUGCUAAGGUUGGUCUUUGUGGCAAAUCUAGCGAUCAAGUCAAGAAGGUCUUUGAAGUACUUGACCAGGACAAGAGUGGAUAUAUUGAGGAGGAUGAGCUGCAACUUUUCCUGCAGAACUUCAAUAGCAAAGCAAGAGCACUUAAUGAUGCUGAGACUAAGGAAUUCCUGAAGGCUGGGGAUUCUGAUGGUGACGGCAAGAUCGGAGUUGAUGAAUUCCAGGCCCUGGUAAAACAAUGCUAAUAUGGAAAUGACAAGGAAUGAAUUCUCAAUUCUCACUCAACACACACCUCAUCCAUGGCUGGCGCUCAUUUGUACAUUUUUAUAUCGUCUCAUGGCAUUGGUAAAAUGCCUGUAUGUUAACUCACUUUUGGGACUUGAAAUAUCUUGACAAUGUACAGGUAUCCUGCUCAUUUGAUAUUAUGUCUUAAAUGUUAUUGGAAGGAGCUAAGUGAUUUCGACCAAUCACAAUGUUGAAGUUGUGAAUGGAAGAUGGCCAAACAAAAAUAAAAAAAAUUAUUUAAAUAAAA